AUGCCUUUUCUCUUUACUGUUUCUAUUGCAGAUCUAAACAUCUCCACCAUGUGGAGUCGAUGGAAGGCAUCGAUUCUACUGUUAACGGCCUUCUGUUGGAUUGCUGAGCAUACGCCGACGGUGGCGGGUGUGGCCGGAGUGGCUGCCGGUUCUAGUCACAACUACAAGAUCAACCCGAAGCCCUGCUCCGUGAACGGCCUCGAGGGUACCUGCAUGUUCGUCUGGGAAUGCAUCAAAUCCGAGGGUCAGCACGUGGGCAUGUGCAUGGAUCAGUUCAUGUUCGGGUCCUGCUGUUCGCACAAUCUGACCGAAAAUGUGAUACCACAGAACAACCAGCAGACGUUGCUGGGCUACCGGCCCAAACCAACGUCAUCACCGUCCGGUGGCAAGUAUAAACCACCAAGGCCAAGUACUUUUGUUAGUAGUAAUGGCUACACCACCAUCUAUCGACCGAAUGGCAGUGGAACGCUGGUGAUACGACCGUCCCACACCCAUCAUCAGCAGUCACAUCCACUCCACACAUAUCACCAUAGCAAACCUGGCCAUGGUUCCAGCAACGGGAAUGGCAAUGGCGUUAGUAGUUCCAGUAGUAGUUCCGCUAGCAAUGGUGGCACGUUCGUCACCGGCAGCAAUCACUUUAGUCAAAAGCCUACAGAAGGCACUGUAAAUAAACAUUCUACCUUAUCGACGCUAGUACAGCAGCAAUCGGGACCGGUGGACCAGGAGAUGGCAGCCAGUGCAGCGACCGGCGUCUUUACCACCCACUGGCAGGCCACGACGGAGCCAAGUUUCAUUACGCGGACGAAACCGCCGAAACCAAACAAACCGUCGAAGAAACCGAUCCUGUCCAUUUCGAACAACAUUCAAAGCACCGUGCUGAAACCAAAACCAUCGGCAAAGCCGACCAAGCAAAGUACUACUAGUACAAGCACUAGUACCACUACCACGACGACAACGACGACCACCACCACGACACCGCGGCCUACUACGAGAAGAACCACGUCAACGUCCAGUACCACCACCACAACCACCACUACUACCACGGCGAAGCCCACGACCACCAUUGCUUCCAGCAGCUCAACAGGUUUACAACUGCUCGCAGCAUCCCCAUCUGUGAUUGACGUCGACGAUGCCGCGCCGUCCAUUUCAUCGUACACAGCGGCACCGGGCCGAUAUACAAUUUCCGCAGCAAGAAACGCUGAAUGCGGCAUACAAACGAUGGGCCGCCCGGAGACAAGGAUCGUCGGUGGCAAAAAUGCUCCGUUCGGGCGCUGGCCAUGGCAGGUGUCAGUGCGACGAACGUCAUUUUUCGGAUUCUCGAGUACCCAUCGGUGCGGGGGCGCUGUCAUAAAUGACAACUGGAUAGCAACGGCAGGCCAUUGUGUCGAUGAUCUUUUAACGUCACAGAUACGAAUACGAGUUGGCGAGUACGACUUCUCGCACGUGCAGGAACAGCUGCCAUACAUCGAGCGAGGAGUCGCACGGAAGGUGGUCCAUCCGAAAUAUAACUUCUUCACGUACGAGUUUGAUCUGGCGCUGGUUAAGCUGGAGCAACCGCUCGUAUUUGCGCCCCAUAUCAGUCCCAUCUGCUUACCGGCGACGGACGAUCUGCUGAUCGGCGAGAAUGCGACCGUUACCGGUUGGGGUCGUUUGAGCGAAGGCGGCACAUUGCCAUCCGUGCUGCAGGAGGUGUCCGUGCCGAUCGUAAGCAACGACCGGUGCAAGUCGAUGUUUCUGCGCGCCGGCCGACACGAGUUCAUUCCGGACAUUUUCCUUUGCGCCGGUCAUGAGACGGGCGGGCAGGAUUCGUGCCAGGGAGAUUCGGGCGGUCCACUGCAGGUCAAAGGCAAGGAUGGUCACUACUUCCUAGCGGGCAUCAUAUCGUGGGGCAUUGGCUGUGCGGAAGCGAACCUACCGGGUGUUUGUACGCGAAUAUCAAAGUUUGUGCCGUGGAUCAUGGAAACCGUUCUGUGA
This is a messenger RNA of Anopheles marshallii, 1974 nucleotides long. RefSeq names its product serine proteinase stubble (gene Sb). The transcript is spliced from 8 exons. Gene Ontology annotation, molecular function: serine-type endopeptidase activity. Gene Ontology annotation, biological process: proteolysis. The record is from RefSeq and is a predicted model, not a curated record. NCBI's taxonomy places the organism in Eukaryota, Metazoa, Arthropoda, Insecta, Diptera, Culicidae. The coding region runs from base 1 to 1974 and encodes 657 amino acids.